Orbilia oligospora ATCC 24927 is the source of this 1350-nucleotide messenger RNA. RefSeq lists its product as uncharacterized. The transcript is spliced from 5 exons. The coding region runs from base 1 to 1350 and encodes 449 amino acids. The record is from RefSeq and is a predicted model, not a curated record. Lineage: Eukaryota; Fungi; Ascomycota; Orbiliomycetes; Orbiliales; Orbiliaceae.
AUGCGGAAAACAUUAACAGUCUUGAUAAGCGCUGCUUCCUUCCUUCUUGUCGAAGCAUAUGGAGGCGCUGCUUAUUAUAAGCGUCAAGAGGCCCCCCCAGGUCCAACUGCUUCUGGUACAACCCAAUAUUGUACAUACUACACGCUGGGGGAAGACGAUGUAACCUGCGCUGAUAUAUACUCCUCCUGGGGUAUUACGUCUGCUCAGUUCCUUAGAUGGAAUCCCUCAGUUGGGUCCCCGUGUACCGUAGUCACGGGAAAUGCGUAUUGCGUAGAGGCAGCGAACGAACCAGCUCCAACGACCACGACGACCACGACCACUACCACCAAGUCAACCACGGCGAUAUCAACAACACCGGGCGCCCCAGGACCAACGCAGAGUGGUCAGACUACUCUUUGUGAUCGAUGGGAUCUGGUUAAUUCUGGGGACUCUUGCGGAACUUUCACCUCUAGAUACUCCGGGUUGACAGUCCCACUUCUUUUCUCUUGGAAUCCGGCGAUUUCCAGCGAUUGUUCGAACUUAUGGGUUGGAACUUAUCUCUGCACAAGGAUCAAGGGAUGGACUCCUCCUACCACGACUUCAAAACCUCCAGUGACAACUACCACUGGAAACGGCAUCAACACCCCCACCCCUACUCAGCCACAGAUGGUCUCUAACUGUAACAAAUGGUAUUUUGUAAAUUCUGGCGAUACCUGCGCUGUGAUUACCAGCAAAACUGGGGCUACACUAGCUCAGUUGUUCGCCUGGAACGCGUCUAUUAAGAGCGACUGCAGUGGCAUUUGGGCUAGCGUCUAUAUCUGUGUCGGUACUACGACCGUAACACCCACAACUACUAAGUCUACCACGACCACCACAAAGGCCACAACCACUGGGAAUGGCGUAUCAACUCCAUCGCCAAUUCAGACCGGCAUGGUAAAAAACUGCAAAGACUUCAAACUAGUGAAGAGCGGUGACACUUGUCCCGCUAUAAUAUCCCAGUACGGCAUUACUCAGGCCCAACUGGUGUCCUGGAACCCAGCAAUCAAGAGCGAUUGCACAGGUCUCUGGGCUCAGUACUAUAUUUGCGUCAGGUUAAUCGGUAUGGCUACAACGACUACCACGAAGAAAACUACCACCACCUCGAAGAAGCCCACUACGACAGGGAACGGCGUCACGACACCCACUCCGAUCCAAACCGGUAUGACAAAGAACUGCAAAACCUUCAGAUAUGUUCAAGGCGACGAUAGCUGCGCAAACAUCCAGACGAGGUUCAAAAUUACUUUCCAGCAACUUUAUAGCUGGAAUCCUGCGAUUGGAUCGAAAUGUGAAGCCCUCUGGCUAAAAUACUAUGUUUGCGUUGCUGUAUUGUAG